Molecule: messenger RNA, 2466 nt
Organism: Paramisgurnus dabryanus
Lineage: Eukaryota; Metazoa; Chordata; Actinopteri; Cypriniformes; Cobitidae
Gene: mycn
Product: MYCN proto-oncogene, bHLH transcription factor
Biological process (GO): regulation of DNA-templated transcription
Molecular function (GO): DNA-binding transcription factor activity; protein dimerization activity
Source: RefSeq, a predicted model, not a curated record
AAUAAUACUUUACAGGCUGAAUCACAAAGGCGCACAACAGUCUUCAGUCGCCGCGGUAGAUGUGCGACUCCAAACGGGGGCACAGUGACUGCGACCAAGAAGGGGCAAGAAAACACACACACACUGAGGGGGAAUGCCAGCCAAAAGCAUGAACUCCGAUUUGGAGUUUGACUCUUUGCAGCCGUGUUUCUACCCGGACGAGGAUGACUUUUACUUCUGCAGACCAGACGCCGCGCCGCCCGGUGAGGACAUCUGGAAGAAAUUCGAGUUGUUGCCCACUCCUCCUCUCUCCCCGAGCCGGGCAGCGCUACCGGGGGAGCCGGGGGAUCUGGGUGCGAUGGCUGGGGAUUGCUCGUUGAUGGAGUUUGGAUUAACUGACCCCUUGGACUGGGCUUCCGAACUACUGCUCUUACCGGAGGACGACAUUUGGGGGGCGUCAGACGGAGACCUCUUCGGCUCCGUUUUGGAUGCUACGGACAAUUCCAUCAUCAUUCAGGACUGCAUGUGGAGUGGCUUCUCCGCACGGGAGAAACUGGAGCGGGUGGUGAAUGAGAAACUCGGGAAAGCCGUCUCUGUUCCUGCUGAAGUCAGUAAAGUCGCCAUAGUCAAGGCGCCGGAGGAGAGCCACUCUAUACCGGAGUGUGUGGACCCUACUGUGGUUUUCCCUUAUCCCGUCAACAAAAGAAACGGGAGCAUCAGCAGCCAAAGUGUGCCACAACUGAGGACGCAGGACUUGGAGUCAGUCAGUGCGGAUGAGGCUCCGAGCGACUCUGAUGAUGAUGAAGAUGAUGAUGAUGUUGAUGAUGCUGAUGACGAUGAAGAUGAGGAUGACGACGACGACGAAGAUGAAGAGGAGAUUGAUGUUGUCACAGUGGAGAAAAGGCGUUCAAACACCAGCAGGAUAAGCAACACUGGCCUGUCCGUUUCUAACUCUCAGGUGUCCGCAGGAGGGCGAUCCGGCACAGGGGUGAGCAAAGCUCCACAGGAGUUAAUUUUGAAGAGGACAGCGGCGGCCUCCAUCCACCAGCAACAGCACAACUACGCAGCCCCGUCCCCUGACCCGCAAGACGUACCUAUCGCUCCCCCUAGCAAGAAACUCAGAAUCGACAACAGCACUAACAAUCUACGCACUGGCAGAAACCAAAACUCUUCCCCAAACUCCCCCACUACCGCAGCGCCAGGUCAUCGGAUCAGAAAGAGCGACACCAGCAGCCCACGAGGCUCGGAUUCGGAGGACAGCGAACGACGGCGCAACCACAACAUCCUGGAACGCCAGCGUCGGAACGACCUGCGCUCAAGCUUCCUCACUUUGCGUGACCAGGUGCCCGAGCUGGCUCACAACGACAAGGCGGCUAAGGUAGUCAUCCUGAAAAAGGCCACGGAGUACGUCUGCUCCCUGGAGGCACAGGAGCGGAAACUCCAGCAGGAGAAAGACAAAUUGCAGGCCCGACGACAACAGCUCCUUCGCAGGCUUGAUCACACCAGGACGCGCUAACGGCUCAUAGCUAACGGUCGAAUGGCUAACCCCUCUGGCUAAGCGCCUGGCGUAAAUUCAAGGGACACUCACUGCUGACACUUUUUUUGCACAUUUUUUGACGUCAAGAAUGUUUCAGGUUUACUUUGUCACCCCAAUCGCACGAUAAAGAAACAUUGAGGGAAGGGAGCGAAUGUGAUGAAAAUUUUACUUUAUUCUACAUAUUCCCCUCAAUAAUGAGAAAACACGACAGGUAUCUUUAUAAACAGAGCUAUUCUUUAAUAUACAAAUAUAUGGUUGAUGGACUUUGCAUUUACUCUCUUCCUUCAAAACAGACAAUAAUGACUGACAGAGUCUUUUUUUUCAAAUGGCUAUAAUCUUUCACACCACCCUCACUGGUGCUGAAUCUCAUGGAUGUACCUCUACGCACCUUGAUGUCGGACACUUUUGUAAAUAGACUUGAUAAAGAAACAUACACUCAGUUUGCCUUGUUUUUGUAUACGAUGUUGUCUUUCGAUUUUUAUAAAGAUGACAAAAGCUGCCAAUAACUAGACUGGAAGUUUAUAUACUGUACCUUUAACAAGUACUGUAAGACCUCAAUUUUUGAGGAUUUUUGUAAUAUAAAAGGACACAUUGUUUUGUUUCUUCGGUAUUAUAAUCUCUUUGUUAUGACAUGCUUUACUAAUUCCUACAUAUAUGCUUUAGUGUGCUUCUGAUACAUACUAAAUCUGAUACUUAUAUUUUCGUAUGAAAAUGAGUUCCGAGUAGAUAUCACUUUAUCUUGUUUUUAUCUCUUUCUUACCUUCAUUUCUUUUGUACAGAAAAUUCCUUUUCUAUCUCCAUUUAUAAGACGUUUAUUCUUUGCUGUCUUUCUCUUUCUUUGUUUAUAUAUUUGUAAGUAUUGGGUUCAUAGAACUGGGUCAAUCACUAAAAAUUGUUUUUUCUCCUUUUCUAUAAUGUACAUUUUAGUGCUGCAACUCACAGCACUUUGA